AUGGAUUGCGUGUUGGUAUUUGGACAGGAAGGAGGCUGCACGAACGAGCUGCAAACGAGAAGCAGGAUGACUAUGAAUAGAUAUUCGCCGUGGGAAGUUGCAUCACUUCGCGAGAUUCAAAAAGCUAGUUACACAGCAGGGGAGGGCACAGCCUUAUCUCGUGCAGCCCGACAUGCAUACGCGACUUCCGGCGGUGUGAAGAUUGCCAUGUUAUUGGAGAUGAGAUGUCACAUUCCAGCAUCGCAAGUUCUCUUCCUGAGAGUAAAGGUUUUCGCUGGUAAUAUUUCCGCGUGGGCUGGCCCUAAGAUCCGACUGGACAAAGAUCUCCCCGUCAGCAUCCCUGCAUCUCCUGCUGCUUGGCGCGGCGAUCUGUCUGUGACGUGUCCAUCAGAAGGGUUAGUACGUCACAAAGGACAAUACCCGAAAGAAGACAAGAAGAGCACAAAUAACUGUUUCAUCUUGAAACCUUUCAACGACCAGAAUAUGAUGGAGAUCUGA
This is a messenger RNA of Aspergillus niger, 498 nucleotides long. RefSeq lists its product as hypothetical. Bases 1 to 498 code for a protein of 165 amino acids. Lineage: Eukaryota; Fungi; Ascomycota; Eurotiomycetes; Eurotiales; Aspergillaceae. The transcript is spliced from 5 exons. The record is from RefSeq and is a predicted model, not a curated record.